Bombyx mandarina (wild silkworm) is the source of this 1245-nucleotide messenger RNA. RefSeq names its product class A basic helix-loop-helix protein 15-like (gene dimm). Gene Ontology annotation, cellular component: nucleus. The record is from RefSeq and is a predicted model, not a curated record. Gene Ontology annotation, biological process: axon development; sensory organ development; positive regulation of transcription by RNA polymerase II. Lineage: Eukaryota; Metazoa; Arthropoda; Insecta; Lepidoptera; Bombycidae. Gene Ontology annotation, molecular function: DNA-binding transcription factor activity, RNA polymerase II-specific; protein dimerization activity; E-box binding.
UGCCUCCACCUCCACUCCGCGCUGAGUAGUCGUCGCGAGUGCAGGCGCUACGCGCUUCCCUUAUCUCUCCGCUUGUAUCGGUGCGUUUGUUCCGCUCUAAGCAGCUCUUCGCGAUCAUCGUAACUAUCACUUUCGCUGACGCGUCUGUCUUGGCAACGAUGGCACUGUGAUAUCUAGUGCAGUUUUAAUAUCUUAAAGUGAGACUACUUUACAAGACGAUAAUGCCACACUGGGUAACCGCUGAAGAAGGCACUGACACCGAAUCUCCUGACCAAGUUAUGUUAUAUUACGAAGAUGACGCUUCAGAAUACUAUGAUAAUAAACCCGACGGCCCAGACAAUAUAGAAGAACAAAAUGGAGAUUUUUAUGAUAGUGGUAGCGGAAGUGAUGAGCCAGUGCAGCGCAGGAUGCGGCCAAGACGCGCUGUAGUAUUAGGGUCUUCAUCAUCAGCCGGCAGUACGGGACCUCCUUCAGGACCCGGUCGACGGCGGAGGUGUGGCAUUUCCGCUCGUGAACGCAACCUCCGUCGUCUCGAGAGCAAUGAAAGAGAAAGAAUGCGAAUGCAUUCCCUCAAUCGAGCUUUUGAGGAUUUACGUCGCGUAAUUCCACAUGUGAAAAAAGACAACAGAAGUCUUUCAAAGAUAGAAACCCUUACCUUAGCCAAAAAUUACGUGAAAGCCCUCACGAAUGCUAUUUGCACAAUGAGAGGUGAAGUUGCUCAUUAUUCAUUCAAUAGCGACGAUGAAAACGUGGAACCCGCAUUCGUAUUGAAUAGGAGGGAUCAGGAGCCGAACAACAACGAGACUGUCAGUACGGACCAGCAAGAAAUUACGACACGGACGCAAGGUUUCUUCUGACCUUUGCGGUCUAGUGCUCGCAUAGCUGCCAAAAUGCAUGCUGCGACCACCGCUACUCACGACAAAUUUCUGAUGUAAUACGACGACUGGAUUGCCGACGUUUUCAAUUUUAAUUCAAUUAUUUACUGGUUUUAAAUGAAUGUCAGAUAUUUUUAUAGUAGAGCUUUGGCCAAAAUCAUAUCUGAGUCAAUGUGAUGUGAUACCCUUACUUUUUUUCCUGACGUGGCUAGUGGAUCCAUUCGGUCCAUUUAAUUUAAGCUCUAAUCAAAUGAUACAUAAAUAUAUAAAAUAAAAUAGACUUAUAACAUAAUUUUUUGUAAAAUUUUCAUAAGCAACAAAUUUUGUUUAGUCUUUCCAUAUGUUUCGAUGUUUUAAACAAUAGUAUUAA